ACAGCUGGACAAACGCCGACCCACGACACAACGUUUUUCCCCCUCGACGUUUCGGCAGAGAAACCGUGGAUCUCUCUUUUUUUUUUUAAGACAAAACCGCAAACAAACUGUAAAAGGAGACACGUGUUUAUUUAGCAAAUUGGAGAUUAAUAGAAUAAUUGGUUUACUGUGUGGUUUUCCUGUGACGUCCGGGACCGGAAAAGAGACGUUUUCCCCCGACAGCUGGUUUGCCGAUUCCCCCUGUGAGCACUUUAAGUUGAGCCGGCAGAGAUGAGUGGUCCAGAGGUGGCCAAGACACCGGGAGGCGGAGCUCCAGGGAAGGAGGGGAAGGAGCCGGUGGCCAAUGGGCACGCAGGAGAGGGCAGCGACGCCAACCCCUUCGCUGAGUACAUGUGGAUGGAGAACGAAGAGGAGUAUAACAGACAGGUGGAAGAGGAGCUCUUGGAGCAGGAGUUCUUGGAGCGCUGCUUCCAGGAAAUGUUGGAAGAGGAGGACCAGGAUUGGUUCAUCCCUUCACGUGACCUCAACAACCAGGGGGUGGGGCAGCUGCAGCAGCAGCUCAACGGUCUGUCCGUCAACGAUCACCACAACCUGGAGGAAGUGGCGAGGAAGAGCAUGUUGAAUCCCGAGGCGAAGGAGUUUGUCCCGGGGAAGAAAUACUAGGAGUCCCCCUCACCCCCAUGGAGCCUCCACGCGCACGCGCACACACCAGUUCUCACAUAUUCUCAGAGACUCUGGCGGUCACGGCCGCACACACACUGAUUCACACCCACACACAACACACACACACACUCCUACACGCUUGAAGUCAAUUUUGCGCUGACAGGCCCAGUUGGGGGGUGGGGGGAUUUCUUUUUGUUUCUUUAUUUUUCUUUUUGUUUCUUUAAUCUUUUUAUUUCCUGUUUGUUUCUUGUAAACUGAGGGACAUUGGGAACGGGGUGGGGGAGGGGUGUAAUACCAGCACCGCCCUUACUGCGGGCGCUAGCUCAUCGCAUUUCAGAUGGCACUGUUGAUGUUUACAGAGUAUGCAGAUCUCAUCGAUGUCCCCUUGGAACUGAGGCAGCUACCAAGGAGUGAAACCAGGACAAAGAGUCAAUCCAAAAACACCUAAUAAUAAUAAACUUGGAGAAAUUGCUUCACUUAAGUGUUAAUUUGUGUGCUGUCAGAUUUGAGAAACAUCGUCUGUAGGUCAAAGGUCUCCACAAUAGUACAGUUUAAAGAGUGAUAAACAUUUCAGGGGACUUGAUGGGUUUCUGCAGCUGCUCUGUUGUGUCAUUACGGUCAGUCACACCCGUCUGCUAAUAUGACGUAAUAAGCUCAUUGCGACGUCGCAGCUCUUGUGCAUCUAUAAAUGUGGGCUCUUAUUUGUAUCUGCGGCGGCUCCGUUCCACACUAAAUACAGACCCCACCCUCCCUGCACGCUUGUUUCUGAAGUGAUCUGAACCGAGGGGUAAUCAUGGAUGAGAAGUUAUUUUCCCGAUUUAUGUGGAAGUCCAUGUUUAUCUUUUCUCGUAGCACGGAUGCGUGAGUUUCUCAGUCAAAGCAUCGAGUUAAGCAAGACAAAUAUUAUAGAGGCAUGGUCAGAGAUUUUUGGCCCUUUAAAAAGAAAACUCAGUUAUUUUUGUGUUCAUGGCGUCAUCCUUUAGUUCAAUUUGGAUUUAUGGGGUGUAGUGAACAACCUUGUUACAGGGGAGUAUUUGGUCUGGAACACAGCCACUGCCUCUUUCUGCCGGAUCAUUUGGUUUGUCCAGCAUCAGAUCAAGUGUCCAUAUCCAAAUCAGGUUUUUCAAAUAACCUCUCCUCCUCUUUUUUUUCUUUUUUUUGUUCUCCAUGUUUUUGAGGAUGAGGAAUUUUGUGUCUCUACUGGCUACAGUAACCUGUGGUGUCCAUUCAGUCCUGUUUGCAGGAGGGAACGUGAGGGGACAAUAUUGUCAUGGCCAAUCAGAAUAAAGCAGUAUGGAACAUGUGGCUGGCAGUAUGGCUUCCUUGCUGUUCUUUUUGUAGGUUGAUGUGUUUUGAGGAAGUUCUUUUUAACCAUUAAUCUUUGUUGCAGUCUGGCUUUCCUUAAAGCAUCAUCUGUUUAGUUCAAGUGUAAUCUCCCGUUAAGUCCAAUAUGAGAAGGUUGUAUUAUGUGAAGAUGCUUUUCAGGAAACUCAGCUUUGGGUUUAAAUGCAGAGGCAUUCUUAUCUUGUCAUCUGAACAUUUAUGUUCUUAACGUCACUAUUCAUUUUUAGUAUUAAGUGACAACAAUGUCGUAUUUUAGUGUUAAGAACACACUUGUGCACUUGUACUUUUACUGAAGUAUUAGACAGGAGAAAGCUUUAUUACAACCAUGCAGCUUUACCGGUUGUCUGCCUAACAAGUACUACGGUGUGUUCUUAAAGUAUGAACUCUGUUCUAAAUUGAACUUCCUCACAGUGUUGUGGUGAAUGGCACCCUGGUGAAGCCAAUAGGAAUGUCCGCCAGGUGGAUUGUACAACAUGAAAUCAUUUUUGGUGAUUUUGUUUAGACGCGUUUAGAUGACAUAAGCCGUUUAAAAAAAAAAAGAAAAAAAAAGAAAAGAGGUCCAGAAGAGACAAAGAGUAAGAAUUUCAAUACAAAUAAAAAUAAUGAAAAAAGAAGAAUAAAGAUGUUAAAAGACA
Molecule: messenger RNA, 2642 nt
Organism: Eleginops maclovinus (Patagonian blennie)
Lineage: Eukaryota; Metazoa; Chordata; Actinopteri; Perciformes; Eleginopidae
Gene: paip2b
Product: poly(A) binding protein interacting protein 2B
Exons: 4
Coding region: 271-663 (130 amino acids)
Biological process (GO): negative regulation of translational initiation
Cellular component (GO): cytoplasm
Molecular function (GO): mRNA regulatory element binding translation repressor activity
Source: RefSeq, a predicted model, not a curated record